AUGGACAAGAGGCUGGGGAAGCUCAAGCCGUUCCCCAAGGAGGCCAUCACCAACAGAAUCAGGCUGCAGUUCAUCGGCUUGGCCUUGUCGGUGUCCAACUGCUACGAGAGGCCCCCGGUCUCGCUCGAGAUCGCCCUGGAGACGGAGUUCAAGAAGAGCGUCAACCACAUCACGGCGGGGAUGAUCAUCGAUCCAUCAUCUUCACCAUCAGAGUGCAGGUCAGCAACGGCCCUGAUGGCGACCAGGGCCGGGGUGUCGAUGGAGAGGCUGGUCGGGGCCUUCGCCGCGAGGUCGUCCAGGUUGGUGUGCGAGCCGGAGCACGGGAUGGGGUUCAUAGUGGGGAUCAGGGUCAUCAAGUUCGAGCUGAGCCACGCCGGGCGCGACUACGUGGCCAGGAACUGGGGCAAGGAGAUUGUCGACUUGGAGAGCCUCAAGGCGGUGGUUCAGGAGUGGCUGCUACGAUGUGGAGGACGCACUCGACAGAGGAUCAGGAUCAUCAACAAGACCAUCGUCACCACCAUCACCAUGGCCAGCAGCGACAAGAAGACCUCCACCAAGGGGAAGACCAGCACCACGAGCGAGGUCCAGGACCAGCCCGUGGACACCACCGUCAACAAGGAGAUCAGCGCCACCCCGGAGGAGACCGAGGACAAGGGCGAGACCACCACCGGCCAGCCGACCAUCGGCGGGGACCAGACCACCGGCGAGGAGACGGGCAAGAAGGCCAGGAGGGAGGCCAUGAGAAAGAGGGCCGAGGCCUCGAGGGAGAAGGCGCUCACGGAGGCGAUGAACAAGGUGGAGCUGUUCGACUCCACCAAGGCGUCCGAGUGGAAGACCACGGGCACGCACACGCUCGGGGCCAUGAAGACCGAGACCAACUCGCUGAUGAUCACCGGGAGGAACAUCGGCGCGGAGCAGAGGGAGCCCGACUGGACCAGGGAGCAGCUGGACGCCAUCGCCAGCGCGAAGAUGGUGAUCCUCCCGGUGCAGCCGGUGAACAACACCAGACGCAGCGUCAUGGACCCGGACAUGAAGUUCGUCGGGCGCGACGAGAGCGGGACCAUCGUCCCCACCGAGAACGCCUACCUCUCGAGCCUGGACCCGACCAGGUACUGCAUCGGCAUCGGACCGGAGAAGUACGACACCACCGGCUCCCCGCGCUACUACGCGGACGUGGUCGUGGCCGACAUGAGCGGCGAGUGGUUGGUCAACCAGUGGACCUCGGAGGGGAUCAUCGUCGAGGGGGUGGCCCAGAACGUGAUGAUGCAGAAGAGCAGGGUCGGCAACACCAGCGGCAGGAGGAUUGGGUUCCACUUCGCCAGGAUCGGCUUGCCCGCCUACGCCUUCGGGCCUCUGUUCAACACCCUGGGGAAGAAGUUCGACGGGUGCCUGUCCCAGGUCACGGCCACGACCGGGUACUACUGGAUGAACGCCUCCUGGGGCGUCUCGUCGUUCAGCGCCACCUUCUCCUACAUGAACGACGACGGGCGCAUCCAGAGCACCAACGCCCUGAACGACGUCAUGAUGAUGUUGAACGGCAAGUCGGCCAUGUGCCUGGGGACCAUCGCGGUCUCGGUCACCUGCAACGCCAAGAUGAUCGACGGGAAGCCGACCCCGGACAAGUCGUCGUACGGCCUCAGCAUCAAGAUCCACAACGCCUUCAGCGUCGCCGUCGUGGACUACCACGGCCCGCCGCAGCAGGGCGCGACCGGCAUGAUGAUCCCGGCCAGGAUAGCCCAGAAGGCCCAGGCGAUGGCCAAGAGGGGGACGGUGUCGGCGGGCGGCGGGAUGAACAACAUCUUCUCCACCCAGGGCGAAUGGGCUUCCCGGGUCGAGCUUGUCUGUAACCCCUGA
Hirsutella rhossiliensis is the source of this 1854-nucleotide messenger RNA. RefSeq lists its product as uncharacterized. The transcript is spliced from 2 exons. The coding region runs from base 1 to 1854 and encodes 617 amino acids. The record is from RefSeq and is a predicted model, not a curated record. NCBI's taxonomy places the organism in Eukaryota, Fungi, Ascomycota, Sordariomycetes, Hypocreales, Ophiocordycipitaceae.